GCACUUCCUCUUCUCUUACGCGGCCUGAGAAUAUCUCUGAAAAUGGUCCGCUACUCACUCGAUCCAGAGAACCCGACUAAGUCAUGCAAGUCGAGGGGCUCCAACCUUCGUGUUCAUUUCAAGAACACCCGUGAGACUGCUCAGGCCAUCAAAGGCAUGCACAUCCGCAAGGCUAACAAGUACAUGAGGGACGUCGUAGUCAAGCACCAGUGCGUUCCUUUCCGUCGUUACAAUGGUGGCGUUGGCCGUUGUGCUCAAGCCAAGCAGCACGGCUGGACCCAGGGGCGCUGGCCCAAGAAAAGCGCAGAGUUCCUGCUCCACAUGCUGAAGAAUGCAGAAAGUAAUGCUGAGCUCAAGGGUUUGGAUGUGGACUCUCUUGUGAUUGAACACAUCCAGGUGAACAAGGCCCCGAAGAUGCGCAGGCGCACUUACCGUGCUCACGGACGCAUCAACCCCUACAUGAGCUCCCCAUGCCACAUUGAAAUGAUCCUCACUGAGAAGGAACAGAUUGUUCCCAAACCAGAGGAGGAAGCAGCUCAGAAGAAAAAGAUUUCCCAGAAGAAACUCAAAAAGCAGAAGCUUAUGGCUCGGGAGUAAAUGUAAAUAAAGUCCAACGUUCGUACUACAGAA
Molecule: messenger RNA, 630 nt
Organism: Triplophysa rosa
Lineage: Eukaryota; Metazoa; Chordata; Actinopteri; Cypriniformes; Nemacheilidae
Gene: rpl17
Product: ribosomal protein L17
Exons: 7
Coding region: 43-597 (184 amino acids)
Biological process (GO): cytoplasmic translation
Cellular component (GO): ribosome; cytosolic large ribosomal subunit
Molecular function (GO): structural constituent of ribosome
Source: RefSeq, a predicted model, not a curated record